GGGGGUGUUGGCGUAGUGGAGAGGACGAGACCAGUAGUAGUGGAAUCGCACCUCGUCGGCCCACGGGCACACCGUCGACAGCUCCCCGCCGGCCGACUCCGGCAGCAGCUCCUCCACCGCCGCCGCCGCCUUCUCCGACAGGUACUUCUGCAAGUACAACACUCCGUGUUACUCUCUAGCUGCAGCCUCUUCAGGUGCUGUGCGAGGAGAGGAGGAAGGGGAUUAGCAAAGCCAUGGUGUGCGGAGACCUCGGCGAUCUUGCAGACGAUGAUGUGGCCCUGCUUGCCCCACGCCUCCGCACGCCGAGGCGCCGCGGUGAGGGAGACGACGGAGACGAAGGCGGCGAGAGGCAGCAGCCGGAGGCGGAGCAGAGGCGCUGCGAGUGCCAUCUCCGGUGGUGGUCAGCUCAGCCUCGCCGGAGUGGUUGGGUCGUGGGCUAUUUAUUGGGCGGAGAAAGAGCACGAGAGGAGAAGGUAACGUAGCGGUGGCAUGGGCUGGGCUAGUGGGCCAAGAUUAUCCGGAUGGGCCGGAUGCUUGUGAUGCUGAGGGCAAUUUCGGCCCAUAAAUUUUAUACAGAUUUUUAUCAUGCCGACAACAGUCUCUGGCGUUUUUAUCGGAGAAAAUUUCCAGACUACGACAUGAUACAUUGCUACUCCUGCCAAAUUUGUUGCUCCAUUUUUUUUCUCAUGAAAUCAAUUGGUGAGGCUGAUUUUCAUACAACGACAACACUGGCUUUGUUUGAGUUCAUUGUACAUGAAGAUUAAGUGUAAAACAUGUAAAAUGAGAAAAUCAUUAGCUUGAUUAAGUUUAAAUUAUUUUGAACUUAAAAAAUGGAUUUAUCUGAUAUUUUAUAGUAAUUUAUAUAUAUAUUUCUUUUUUUUUGCAAAAAAAUGUAUUGUUUAGCAUUUUGAAAAGUAUACUAAUGGAAACCACGAGUAAAAUAUGUAUCUUAAUAGAAAAAAAAGGGGCAAUACAGCUAUGCAGCUAGCUGUUGCAUUCAUCCUGCAGGAGAAAAACACACACACUGAAUAACAAACACUGCUGUGAAUGCACGGACAUGGCACCAGGAGGGUCCAGCAGUAGUCAGGCGUGUGCAUGGGUAUGAACAUGGCCUCAAUUUUCAGCAGCGUGUGAACGAGAUUGCCGGCCGUGCAUGCUCCGUAGUUCCGACAGAUUCCUCAUCCUCUUUCCCUUUCUUAAAAUAAUGGCGCGAAAUGAUACAAUAUUCCGGAAUUCCUAUUGGGUGGGUGAUCGCUCCUCCAUCCACCCAGCGAUCACUCCCCUGCCUCUCUCCUAUACUAUAUACUCCUCCCUCCUCUCCCCCCUUCCUCCUCCCCUUCUUCUCUUUCUACUACAGUACACCACACAAAACUUUUUAAAAAACAAAAGUUAGAAAAAUUUAUGUAUAGAAAUACUAUUUAUAAAAAAUUUGAAUUCAAAUUCAAAUUUGAAUUGGGCAUGUAAACUUUUGACUUAUAAACUUUGGAUCUAUACAUUUUAGGUGUAUAAACUUUAGAUGUAUAGAAAUAAUAUAUAUAGAAAAUAUUUGAAUUCAAAUCCAAAUUCAAAUUUGAAUUUGAAUAUAAUUCAAAUUCAAAUUUGAAUCGGGUAUAUAAACUUUAGGUGUAUAAACUUUAGAUGUAUAGAAAUACUAUAUAUGAAAAAUAUUUGAAUUUAAAUUCAAAUUUGAAUCGGAUAUUUGAAUUCAAAUUCAAAUUUAAAUUGGAUAUAUAAACUUUUGACUUAUAAACUUUAGGUAUAUAAACUUUAUGUGUAUAAACUUUAGAUGUAUAGAAAUACUAUAUAUAUAUAUAAAAUAUUUGAAUUCAAAUUCAAAUUUGAAUCGGAUAUAUAAACUUUUGACUUAUAAACUUUUGGUCUCUAAACUUUAGAUGUGUAAACUUUAGGUGUAUAAACUUUAAAUGCAUAAAUUUACUAAAGUAGGAAAGUAAUGAGGUGCCAAAAAAGGAAACAGGUGGAGGGAGGGAGGGGGGGCGGGGGGCGACCCGAUCGCUACCAGGUAGGUAGGAACUACCCCACUAUUCCCGCUUAAAAACCCCAUCACCGAGGCACUGAUACUGAUCGAUCGUCUAGCUAGCUUCUUCUACCUCGCAUCCGAUCAGGAAUUCAGGAUGCAGCAGUCGAUCAUGUCGACGCUGCCCCUUCUGCUGCUGCUUCUCUUCUCCUCGCUCUUCCCUGCUCCCUCGCACGCCUGGGGAAUCCAUGGCCAUCUCAUCGUCUGCCAGAUCGCGCAGGGCCGGCUGAGCGACGCGGCCGCCGCGGCGGUGAGGGGCCUGCUGCCGUCGUACGCCGGGGGCAACCUGAGCAGCCUCUGCUCCUGGGCCGACGGCGUCAAGCUCAGGUACCCCUGGUCGGCGCCGCUCCACUACAUCGACACCCCGGACCACCUCUGCAGCUACACCUACGACAGAGACUGCAAGGACGAGGAUAGCUUCAGGGGGAGGUGCGUCGCCGGCGCCAUCAACAACUACACCUCCCAGCUCCUCACCUAUGAUGCAACAUCCCCUUCUACUCAAUAUAACCUGACACAAGCACUUCUGUUCCUUGCACACUUUGUGGGGGACAUCCACCAGCCGCUUCAUGUGGGGUUUACCUCCGAUAAAGGAGGAAACACCAUUGAUGUGCACUGGUAUACAAGGAAGACUGUUCUCCACCAUGUUUGGGAUGACAACAUCAUCAAAACGGCAGAAAACGACUACUAUGGGGAAGGCGUGGCUGAAUUUGUCGAUGCACUGAUGCAGAAUAUAACGGGAGAAUGGUCACAACGAGUGCCAGGAUGGGAAGAAUGCAGCAAGAACCAGACCACAUGCCCAGACACGUAUGCAUCUGAGAGCAUCGCUGCAGCAUGCGACUGGGCGUACAAGGACGUGACAGAAGAUUCACUCCUGGAAGAUGCAUAUUUCGGGAGCAGAUUGCCGGUUGUGAAUCUCAGGCUAGCGCAAGGCGGCGUCAGAUUAGCUGCCACUCUGAACAGAAUAUUCAGUUAAAGGAAGACGAACUGCAUACAUCAGACAGUUCUCUCUCGAAGGAAGAUUUUUAUUUUCUCUGUUUUGCUGUGUGCCAAAAUCUCGAGAGAUCAAUUUUACUAUUUCCUUGUCAUGAUAAAUCGAAAUAUAUUCUUGAGCAUGUGUGAAAUGGGACUUAUUCCAAAAUAUGUGAGUGUACAUGCGCA
Oryza sativa Japonica Group (Japanese rice) is the source of this 3193-nucleotide messenger RNA. RefSeq names its product endonuclease 2. Gene Ontology annotation, molecular function: nucleic acid binding; endonuclease activity. Lineage: Eukaryota; Viridiplantae; Streptophyta; Magnoliopsida; Poales; Poaceae. The record is from RefSeq and is a predicted model, not a curated record. Gene Ontology annotation, biological process: DNA catabolic process.